This is a messenger RNA of Eruca vesicaria subsp. sativa (arugula), 3161 nucleotides long. The record is from the annotation of a GenBank genome assembly. NCBI's taxonomy places the organism in Eukaryota, Viridiplantae, Streptophyta, Magnoliopsida, Brassicales, Brassicaceae.
AAAAAACAUGGAAUUCGAGAAGAGGAAAGCCGCGACACUAGCCUCAAUCCGGUCCUCAGUAACCGACAAAUCUCCAAAAGGCUACCUCGACGAGCCCAUCCUUCCUCUCCUCGAAACCAUCAACCACCACCCUUCCUACUUCACCACCAGCUCCUGCUCAGGCCGAAUCUCAAUCCUCUCCCAACCCACCAAACCCCAAUCAACAAACCCUGCAACCAAGAAGAAAGCUCGCGGCGGGUCGUGGCUCUACAUCACGCACGAUCCAGCAGAUCCGGAGUCAGUACUUGACCUCCUCUUCCCUCCACACUCAACUCAGAUUCUUGAUCAGCCCAGCGAGCUGGUCUUCCGAUUCGAGCCGUUGAUUAUUGCGGUGGAAUGCAAGGACGUGUGUUCGGCUCAGUUUCUAGUGGCGACUGCGAUCUCGGCCGGGUUUAGAGAGUCGGGGAUUACGUGUUGUGGGGAGGGUAAAAGGGUAAUUAUAGCUAUACGGUGUUCGAUUCGGAUGGAGGUGCCGUUGGGUGAUACGGAGAAGGUUAUGGUUUCGAGGGAGUAUGUGAGGUUUCUUGUUGAUGUUGCGAAUGAGAAGAUGGUUGCUAAUAGGAAGAGGACUGAUGGGUUUGGUUUAGCUUUGUUAAAUAACGGUUUCAAGAAUCCAGAUGAUGCUAAUGAUGUGGAUGAAGAUGAUAAUUUCGAGAAACUAGCUGGAAAUGACGAUUCAAGCAUUAACAAUGGUGACUUGCAUACUGGGCCUCAUCAAGAUCUUAUGCCACUCUCAGCAAUAUCCAUCACCGGGGAACCUGUUGAGAAGCUUCACCUUUGGGGACAUUCAGCUUGUACCAUAAAUAAAACAGACCGGAAAGAAGUUAUUGUGUUCGGUGGCUUUGGAGGUUUUGGUAGACAUGCUCGAAGAAACGAGUCAAUGUUGCUUGACCCUUCAUGCGGAACUUUAAGGUUGGUCACAGUCAAUGAUUCUCCAUCACCACGACUUGGACACACGGCUUCAAUGGUUGGUGAUUGCAUGUUUGUUGUUGGAGGAAGAGCUGAUCCGUUGAAUAUUCUGAAUGAUGUGUGGAUGCUUGAUAUAUCUAAAAAUCAAUGGAGCCCACAGAGAUGCAUUGGAUGUGAAUUUCCUCCAAGGCAUCGGCAUGCAGCAGCAAGUGUUGGCUCAAAUGUAUACAUAUUCGGGGGACUUAACCAGGAUACGAUAUUAUCCUCGUUGCACCUUUUGGACACCAAGAACCUUCAGUGGAAAGAAAUUGAACAGAGAGGUCAAUGGCCAUGUGCGCGCCACUCUCAUGAUAUGGUUGCAUAUGAGUCUCAGUUAUUCAUGUUUGGAGGAUACAAUGGUGAAAAGGUACUCGAUGAUCUAUACAGCUUUGACGUCGAAAGCUGUUCUUGGAAACUUGAAGUGGUUUCAGGAAAAUGGCCUCAGGCCAGGUUUUCACACUCGAUGUUUGUGUAUAAACAUGUUAUUGGCAUAAUUGGAGGCUGCCCCGUUUCACAAAAUUGUCAUGAUUUGGUUCUGUUAGAUUUGAAGCACCGAAUGUGGAGGAGUGUGAGACUGGACUUUAUGAACAAAGAAUUGCUUGUUCGAAGUACAGCUAGUGUAAUUGGCGAUGAUCUUAUCGUAAUUGGAGGCGGAGCUGCUUGUUAUGCAUUUGGAACAAAGUUCAGUGAACCAGUGAAAAUCAACUUGCUUCAGUCAGUGACUAUGAGUGAAAAUUAUGUUGCUCCCCAACACGAAGAUGCUUCUAUAGAAGUGAAGACUGAAGCUUCUCUGUCUCAACCGUGGGUCUUACAGUUAGAAAGAAAGUAUGCAAAGUCUGGCAAGGACAUACUUAAAAACUUUGGAUGGUUAGAUCUUGAAAGGAAGGUUUAUUCACACGAAAAAGGUAUUUAUAUAUGCUUCCCAGUGACUGAAAAGUUCUCUGAGCUUUUCCAUGAGAAGCAGCUUGUGGGCAAGGACUUAGAAGGGUCAGAAGAUAAUCACCUUACCAGCAAGCUCACUAAGGGUCUUUCAUUGAAGGAAAUAUCCAGCUCUAUGGCUUUGGAUCUAUUGAAGGAACUCGGUGCUAAAAAAUUCACUAAUGUAGCUGUUGAAGCCAAAAAAUUAGCAAAGUCUCCCUUACAAAAAAUGAAAGAAGCUAUCACGUCUAUACUUAAACAAAAAGGUCUACCAGAGGAGCUUUUGGAUGAGCUUCCACAGAAAUGGGAACGGCUUGGAGAUAUUGUGGUACUUCCUGUAACAUCUUUUAAAGAUCCAGCUUGGAGCUCUAUAAGUGAGGAAGUUUGGUCUGCUGUUGCUGUUUCCCUUAGUGCCAACCGUCUUGCACGCCAAGGACGUGUGGAAGCCAACGGUACAAGGGAUAGUACAUUGGAGAUACUUGUGGGAGACGAUGGAUGGGUGGAUCAUCGUGAAAAUGGGAUCUUGUACUCUUUUAAUGCUACCAAGUGCAUGUUCUCAUGGGGCAAUCUCUCAGAAAAGCUCCGUAUGGGUAGCAUGGCCUGCGAAAAUGAAGUUGUGGUGGACCUGUUUGCUGGAAUUGGAUACUUUACUCUCCCCUUCCUUGUGAGGGCAAAGGCAAAGAUGGUAUAUUCUUGUGAAUGGAAUCCUCAUGCUAUUGAAGCACUUCGACAUAACGUUGAAGCAAAUUCUGUUUCUGACCGUUGUAUCAUUCUUGAAGGGGAUAACAGGAUCACUGCACCCAAAGGAGUAGCUGACAGAGUCUGUCUUGGUCUUAUCCCAACUAGCGAGGGAAGCUGGGUCACAGCUAUUCAAGCGUUAAGGCCAGAAGGAGGAAUACUCCAUGUGCAUGGGAACGUGAAGGACUCAGAUGUGAGCAGUUGGGCCGAGCAUGUAUCCAAAUCAUUAAAUGAUAUCGCCAGAGCCGAAGGUCAUAGCUGGGAAGUUACAGUACAACAUAUAGAGAAAGUGAAAUGGUAUGCUCCUCGGAUUCGCCAUCUUGUAGCCGAUGUGAGAUGCAGAUGAAAAUGAUUAUUACAGCAAAAGGCAUCCCAUUGUAUUGUGUAACUUGUAAGAUCUCAGUUUUGAUGCAGGUUCUCACUUUCUGAGACAUUGAUUUCACUAGCUUAACCAGUUAUAUGUACCGGUACCAACUGUUACAUUUUUGGGUUGGUACCAACUGUUACAUUUUUGGGUU